GGCGGGGGUCUAUGGGGGUCUUUGUGGUGAGGAGCCCAGCAGCUGCACCAGGCGGGCGCUUUCCUGGGCACCAGCAGCAGCAACAGCAGCAGCAGCCUCCUUGGCACCAAAGAGCUAGGUAGGGAGCUCGCCCUCUUGGCUCCCGGGGGUCUUCCAGCCCAAGAUCCAAGCUGCAGGAUUUUCUUGGUUGAUGAAGUGCUUUAUGAACCCUACAUAGACCCACUUCCUGCUCUAGAGGUUUCUGAAGCAUCCCAAGCAGAGGUAAAAAGAAAAAGACGACGACCAUAUAUUGCACCUGCUGGUUGCAAUGCAAGGCAUUUGCCUUAUUCUAUCAGGGUUUGGAGUACUGUUGAGGGAGGACAUGGAUGGAAACCAAGCUAAAGGCAGGCCUUGGUAAUAUCUUGGGGCAGAAGGAGGUGUUACAAUCCAGGGCAUGUCCUGUCCAACUUUGGAUCAUGUAGGAGGGCAUUUUUUUUUUUUUUUUACAAAAAAUUGAUGGCCAAGAUGCCAUAGGGAUGUGUAGCUAGACCACCAGUCCUAUUCCUACCCUGAAAACUCAUCUUAAAAUCCAGGCAGAUGUAUUGAGGGAUGGAGUUCAUUAGUGGUGGCACUAAAGGAUGACAUAGCCAUCCCUCUCCUGCUAGAGAGCAACAGGUCCAGUUGAAACUUCUCUACAUCUACCUGGAUUUUAAGGUGGAUCCAGGGGCCUUUGCAGUCACUGCAGUGGUACCAUGAUUGCAAGUAUGAACACCAAGCAGUUCCGAGGGUGCAAGUCUCGCUUACAACACCAUCCCUGACUAAGAGAAUGUCAGCCAAAUAGGUCUGGCAUCCUGUUAGUGACAUACACUGGAAACUUUCUCUCUCUUGGAAAUUGUCCCUGAGGGAUCUCAGGUCCUGGACUUCCCAUAGGGCUGGAUGCUGGAUCUUCUCAACUGGGGUUGCAAUGAACUGAAUGAGGGCAUUUGUUGGGGAGUUUUGUUUUGGACCCACAGAAGAGACUCAGUUUGGGAAGAGAAGCGGACCUUUAGGAUGCAGACUUGCAUUGGGCCAUUACUCCAGUCACUUCUAAGGCCAGGUCCUUCUCAUGCUCAUCCCCUUGCAUUCCAGAUCUUGCAGAGUGGCUGAGAUGUGGUGGUCCCAGGGCUGGAAGGGGAAGUCCAGCAGAUGCUCUGUGUGCUCUGGAAAGCACAUGGGAAAGGUUCUCGCUCGCAGGAAGUGGCUGAGACUGCACAGUGCGUUCAGCUUCCCUCCCGGAGUCCAAAAUAGAAAAUAUAGAAGUGGGUUGUGGCAUUUGCACACCAGAGGAGAGGGUGCUGCACAGCCAGGAGGACAGGUCAGGGGCCCUGAUCUGUCUGCAGCAGCUCAUCUUUGUAUAGACUUACUCUGAGCCAGCAGAGAGGAUUUGCGUGAGACGGGAGUCUCUCUCUUGGAAACAGCGCCUCGGUUGUUCUUUUCCCUUCUGUUCUGUUUCUCCUGCUCAGGUCUGCUGGCCAUGGGCAACCUGAUAAAGGUACUGGGGAAAGAUUUAGAAAACUGUCCUCAUUUUUUCCUGGAUUUCGAAAAUGCUCAGCCCACAGAAGCCGAGACCGCCGUCUGGAACCAGGUGAACGCUGUCCUGGAAGAAGCGCAGACCAUCCUGGCCGAACUGCAGUCCUACACAGGAGCCGGCCAAGAGAUCCGAGAGGCCAUCCAAAACCCCAGCGACUUACAGCUCCAGGAGAAGGCGUGGAAUGCAGUGUGUCCCUUAGUGGCCAAGCUGAAGCGCUUCUACGAGUUUUCCCUCAGACUCGAGAAUGCCUUGCGGAGUCUGCUGGAAGCCCUCACCAGCCCGCCCUACGCUCCGACUCAACACUUGGAAAGGGAACAAGCUCUGGCCAAGCAGUUUGCGGAAAUCCUACACUUCACCCUCAGUUUCGAUGAGCUCAAGAUGACCAACCCUGCCAUCCAGAAUGAUUUUAGCUACUACAGAAGAACCAUCAGCCGAAACCGAAUCAACAAUUUGCAGUUAGAUGCUGAGAGUGAAGUGAACAACGAAAUGGCCAACCGGAUGUCACUGUUCUAUGCCGAGGCAACGCCGAUGCUGAAGACGCUCAGCAAUGCCACCACCAAGUUUGUCUCAGAGAACAAAACUCUCCCAAUAGAGGACACAACCGACUGUUUAAGCACCAUGGCCUGCGUCUGCCGAGUGAUGCUGGAAACACCGGAAUACCGGAGCCGAUUCACCAACACCGAAACCCUCCUUUUCUGCAUGCGGGUGAUGGUGGGCGUCAUCAUCCUCUAUGACCACGUCCAUCCCGUGGGAGCGUUUGCCAAGACCUCCAAAAUUGACAUGAAAGGAUGCAUCAAGGUCUUGAAAGACCAGCCUUCCAACAGCACAGAGGGCCUUCUGAAUGCCCUGAGGUACACCACCCGGCACCUGAAUGACGACACCACCUCCAAGCAGAUCCGGGCCUUGCUGCAGUGAGCCGUGCGGCGGAGGAAAGAAAGCCGCUCACCUUCUCUGGAGACCCAGAAGGGAAUUUACUCCAUGGAACCUUCAGCUGAAAGUUUUAAUGUUGACAUGUUGCUAUAAAUAACCAUUGGCCCAUCAUAUUUCUCAUUUUGUAAAAAAUAAGAAGAGGAAGAAGAAGAAGAUGAUGAUGAUGAAGAGGAGGAAGAAGGAUAGGUGUAAACCGACCACAAGAUAAUCCAGCCAGCUGAGUGCCAACCUGCUGUGUCUCCCAAGGCAAUUCCAUGUUCAGCUCUGGCAAAAGCGCAUCACCAUGGCCUUCCUCACCCGCUCUGUAAAGGGUGCAAAGAGUCUGGUUCUCGGCCACAGACAAGGUGCCACAUUCCCAGAGGGAAGGAGGAAGCAAUUGAGGCUGAGCUGAGAAGAGGGUGGACUUCCCUUUCAGAAGAAGGGCCAACAACAGGAGACCUUGGGGCCCAGCGGAAGGCUUCUUCUUCCAAACUCUGUUAUGGGGUCCAGAGGUGGGUCACCAGGCUCUGCGGGGAGGAGGUGGCAGCGGCGGAAAAGGAGGUGUCGAGACGAGCACGAAACCGGGAAAGAGGCUCUCUGGAUCCGAGAUGUAAAUAAUAUAAUCUGGGCAGUGACUGCCAAUUGGCGAUGAGGACGAGGACAAUGGAUGGAUAUGAGGAUGAUGGCAGACGUCAUCGUUAAAAAUCUUCCGACACUGACUCCAUUCAAAAUGGCUCGGUCACACACCUUUUAGAUUUUUAAUAUAAAUGAUUAAAAUCCACUCACCUGUUCUUUUGUACAUUUUUUUGUGUCAAAUAAAAAGAGGAAAGAGAAAAAUAAAAAUAAAAAUAAAUCUCU
Molecule: messenger RNA, 3316 nt
Organism: Sceloporus undulatus (fence lizard)
Lineage: Eukaryota; Metazoa; Chordata; Lepidosauria; Squamata; Phrynosomatidae
Product: CYFIP-related Rac1 interactor A-like
Exons: 12
Coding region: 1493-2464 (323 amino acids)
Biological process (GO): regulation of actin filament polymerization
Molecular function (GO): small GTPase binding
Source: RefSeq, a predicted model, not a curated record